Messenger RNA from Sarcophilus harrisii (Tasmanian devil), 4085 nucleotides. RefSeq names its product diacylglycerol kinase theta (gene DGKQ). Bases 539 to 3094 code for a protein of 851 amino acids. Lineage: Eukaryota; Metazoa; Chordata; Mammalia; Dasyuromorphia; Dasyuridae. The transcript is spliced from 23 exons. The record is from RefSeq and is a predicted model, not a curated record. Gene Ontology annotation, molecular function: ATP-dependent diacylglycerol kinase activity. Gene Ontology annotation, biological process: intracellular signal transduction; diacylglycerol metabolic process; lipid phosphorylation.
GGAGCCCCCCUCCCCAGCGGCGCUCUCCCCCCGGGGCACAGCGGGCCUCCCUGAACCCCCCCCCGCGGGCUCAGAGCCCCCCGGAAGGGCGAAGGGCGGGCUCGGUCCCCGCUGUUGGCGAGGGAUGGGCACUGGCCCAGGGCCCCCUCAGCCCGAGCGCGCUCUCCGGGCAGCCUCCCUGCUCCGAGGCUGAGCCCUUGCCCGGGCUGAUGCCGGGCCCUUCGCGCCCCCGCCCGCUCUCCUCUGUCCAGGGUAGCCCGGUCCUGCGCUUGCCGGCCGCCCCGCUCCUGUAACCCGGGGGCCUGGCCCGGGGGAGGCCGGGAACGGACAGCGGGCCGGCCGGGGCUCGGAGGUGUGAGUGUGGGCAUCGGGGCAGCGGCUGCUCCCUCCAGCCAAGGUCCGGGCGCAUCCCUGCCCCCCUCCGCCGCGCGGAGCAUCCUGUAUUCUCCGAACCCUUGCCGCGCACAGCGCGGUGAGACGGUUGUCCGAGCCUUCCGGUGGAAAGUUGAGCCUGGGAAGCAGUGCAGUCUGCAACUUUAUGUCUCAUGAGAAAUGCUUGAAACACGUGAAGAUCCCGUGUACCUGUAUUGCUCCAAGUCUGGUCAGGGUUCCAGUUGCGCAUUGUUUUGGCACCCCAGGACACUACAAGAAGAAGUUCUGCAUUGUCUGUAGAAAGCCGCUAGAUUCCCCUGCGUUUCGCUGUGAAGUUUGUGAGCUGUAUGUGCAUGCCGACUGUGUCCCCUUUGCCUGCAGUGACUGCCGCCAGUGUCAUCAAGAUGGUCACCAGGACCACGACACAUACCAUCAUCACUGGAGGGAGGGCAAUCUCUCAUCAAAUGUCCGCUGCGAGGUAUGUAAGAAGACCUGUGGGUCCUCGGAAGUGCUGUCAGGCAUGCGGUGUGAAUGGUGUGGCAUUUUGGCUCAUACUGCCUGUUAUGCUGUUGUGACUCCUGAGUGCACGUUUGGCCGGCUGAAGAAUAUGAUUCUUCCCCCUAACUGUGUGCGUUUGUCCUCUCGAAAUUUCAGCAAAAUGCACUGCUUCCGGAUCUCAGAGAGCAUCCAUACGGAGCCAGAUGAUGUUGAUGAUGCUGUGGACGCUGGCCCAGCUCCAGGGUCAUUGAAAGAUGCCCAGGUUUCUACAGACUCCAGCAAACAGACCCUGAAGAUCUUUGAUGGAAACGAUGCUGUGAAACGUAACCAGUUUCGGCUGAUCACCAUUCCCAGGAUAGCAAAGACAGGGGAGGUUGUGGAGGCAGCUUUAAGGGCUUAUUACAUUAAUGAGGACCACCGAGACUUUGAGCUCCAGACGCUGGCUCAGCAGGCCAUGGCUGAUUGUGCAACUCACAAAAACGGAGGCCCAGAGGAUUUCGGUAGCACUAGCCUCCCUUAUGUAUUCAGAGAGUCCAUUCCCGAAGCCUGGAUCAUCCAUGCUAAGCCCAAGGAUCAUGAAGUUAUAAAAAUUUACCCAGCUUGGCUAAAGGUUGGAAUGGCUUAUGUCUCCAUCCGAAUUGACAAAGAAAGCACCGCUCAGACAGUGAUGAAAGAAGUCCUCCCGUUGCUGGGGCGACAGGCAGAAAGUCUCAAGAAUUUCCGAUUGGUGGAGGUGCUCAUGGGCAGUAAGCAAGUUCAACGAAUGACACUGACUGAUGAGGAAUUAAUUCUCAACAGACUUAGAGACAUCCGAAAGACUUCCAUACGUCAAAUGAACCAAACAAGAUUUUAUGUGGUAGAAAAUGAGGAUGCUACCACACAAGUGAGCCUGUUUGUUGGAGGCCUGCCCACCCAGCUCUCUGCUGAGGAAUACACUCAUAUCCUAAAGGAGAAUUUGGCUAUCAAAACAAAUUUAGUGACAGUAACUCAUGUUUACGCAAGUCAAGGGGCUGUUGUACUUGACAUCUCCUGUUUUUCGGAGGCGGAGAGAAUAUAUAUGCUCAUUAAGGAUACAGUGGUCCAGGAUAAGCAGCUGAUUGGAAUUGUGAUUCCUGAAGUGAUGCACACGAAGCUGCCCUCAAACUGCUGCCCACUCCUUGUGUUUGUGAACCCAAAAAGUGGAGGGCUGAAAGGUCGAGACUUGCUCUGCAGCUUCAGGAAGCUGCUGAAUCCUCAUCAGGUCUUUGAGCUCACCAAUGGAGGCCCUUUUCCUGGGUUUCACAUGUUCUCCCAAAUUCCCUGCUUCCGGGUCCUGGUGUGCGGUGGGGACGGCACAGUGGGCUGGGUGCUGGGAGCCCUGGAAGAUAUCCGGCACAAAUUGACAUGCCCAGAGCCUUCUGUGGCCAUCCUACCUCUGGGCACAGGUAAUGAUUUGGGCAGAGUGCUACGCUGGGGAGCAGGCUACAGUGGGGAGGACCCAUUCUCCAUUCUGGUAUCUGUGGAUGAAGCUGACCAUGUCCUCAUGGACCGAUGGACAAUUCUUCUGGAUGCUCAGGAUGUUGUCGAAAACACUGAGAAUGGGCUGGUUGAUCCAGAGCCCCCAAAGAUUGUACAGAUGAAUAAUUACUGUGGAAUCGGAAUCGAUGCAGAAUUGAGUUUGGACUUCCACCAUGCAAGAGAAGAGGAGCCAGGCAAAUUUACUAGCAGAUUCCACAACAAAGGAGUAUAUGUCAAAGUUGGGUUACAGAAGAUCAGUCAUACCAGGAACCUCCACAAGGAUAUCCGACUUCAGGUGGACCAGCAUGAUGUGGAAUUACCAAACAUCGAGGGGCUGAUCUUCAUCAACAUCCCCAGCUGGGGCUCUGGAGCAGAUCUCUGGGGGUCUGACAAUGAUUCUCGGUUUGAGAAGCCACGGAUUGAUGAUGGUCUGCUGGAGGUGGUUGGGGUGACAGGCGUUGUUCACAUGGGCCAAGUGCAGGGGGGAUUGCGUUCAGGAAUCCGAAUUGCUCAAGGUUCCUAUUUCCGAGUCACCCUCCUCAAGCCAAUCCCAGUACAAGUUGAUGGGGAGCCGUGGGUUCAGUCCCCAGGCCACAUGAUCAUUUCUGCUGCUGGACCAAAGGUUCACAUGUUGAAAAAGUCAAAGCAGAAGCCGAAAAAAGGAACAGGAAGCAUGAAGGAUACCAGAAUGGAGAGUUUCGGAGGCUUAGAAGGAGAGCUGAAAUAGAACAGGAUGUGGAGCCCUAGCCAGUGAAUGGCUCCCAGUGCACCCCAGGGCUGGGACAGAGAAUGGGAAAGGAAGGCUUGCUGAUAUUCCAUGCUCAUUGCUGCCCUUUCAUCAUGUUUCCCAUGUGUUAAAUCCCAUCUGCCCCUUGUGCUCUUAGCUUGGAAAUGUGUGCAUUUCAUGGCUUUUUAGGAACCUAUUCCUUCAUCUUGAGGUUUGCCAUAUAAAGAAGUUAGAAGAAGAAACAGAUUAGCCCCAGCAUAGGCUUGGGGACAAACUCACUUAUUGACUCCGCACCAGAAUCAAACCAUAAGCAUCUACUUAUCCAUUGAAUGUAAUUUCUGGCCCUUUUUUGUCAGGUCCUUAGGAUGCUCUUCCCAGACCAAUGGAAAAAAAAAAAAAAAGGCUUCUCAUGUACACAACUACUCCCAGGAAAACAAGAAUCAGAAAAGGUGUGGGCGUUGAUCUCCAUUACUAAGGCCAGACUCAUCUGGCAUCAAGCUGGCUUUUCAUUAAAUUCUUGGUUGUUGUGGGUGUUUACAGAAAACCUAAUGAGGCCUUCCACACAGUUUUAGCUUUGGUCACAUCCUGUCCAAAGCUGCAGUUUGGUAGUACAAGUUAUAUUAACAUAGCCAUUUUAUCCCAAUAUCUUUGAAGUGUUUGAUGGAGACAUUUAUGGGAUCAGUCAUAUUUAUUACAUUCCCCAUUCCCAAGUGCCAGACUUUGUUGUGGUGAGAAUCUGUGGUCAACGUGUACAUAUAUUCCUAACUGCUUGACAGAAGAUGUCAUCUCCAAUGGACACUCUAUACCUAUCUUUAAAUUAUGUACUUAAGGGUGCCAGAGACCCCCAGUGUGUAUACAGUAGUGCCAUUGAAUUAAAAUGAAUUUUAAAGAAAGAAAGUAAUCUAUGAAAAAAAUUUAGAAGGAAAAAGAGCAGAUUCAAUUGAGCAGAUAAAGGGUAAGGAGAUGGAUUUUUUUGUUGUUGUUUUCUUUG